AGUCUUGUUCGGUACCGGUUUGCAGCAAAAAUGGAUGCCCCAGAAGCAAGGAGACGGUAUGCAGAUAAAGUGAGAAUAUGCGGAAAAGAUCCCUAUUCGAUUAGCACAACGCCGAUGGACGUCCCGUUGAAUGUGAAUUUUGCAGCAAUCUACAAUUACAUGGUUGUUGAGCCUAACCCGUUUACCGGAGCUGCUAAGGAUAGUGCCAAAGGAAUGGAGGCCAAUCUUUGGUUCCAGCAGGGCUGGGUGAAACAAGUGACGGGCAAAAAGUUGGUGAAUGUUUUUGUGGUUCGUGGCAAAGUUCUACACUCGUUUAGCCUCCGGGAGCGGCCAUUAAAUCCGUGGGUUAUAAUUGAUCAUGACGGGCGGAUUUUAUCAGCACAUUGUGACUGUGCUAUUGGGUUACUGGAGACGUGUUCCCAUGUCGGCGCCACCCUUUUUGCCCUCGAUGACAUCCGGCAGAAGUUUUUGGACAAAAAGGUAACAUUGUUUUGAAUGUGUGCAGAAUCGCAUCUAAAUACUUACUAUUCUAUUCUAGAUAUCGGUCACUGAUUUACCAGCCUACUGGAAUAAGCCGCCUGCAAACGUACAAAGCAAUUUGUACAAAAAAAUUAAAGACAUUUCGUUCGGAAGGAAAAUUAAG
Molecule: messenger RNA, 643 nt
Organism: Aedes albopictus (Asian tiger mosquito)
Lineage: Eukaryota; Metazoa; Arthropoda; Insecta; Diptera; Culicidae
Exons: 2
Coding region: 31-495 (154 amino acids)
Source: RefSeq, a predicted model, not a curated record